Spodoptera exigua (beet armyworm) is the source of this 4681-nucleotide messenger RNA. The record is from the annotation of a GenBank genome assembly. NCBI's taxonomy places the organism in Eukaryota, Metazoa, Arthropoda, Insecta, Lepidoptera, Noctuidae.
GCUUAACCGGUCUGCACUGAACACGACUUCAGAAUCUCUUGGACUAUGAAAAUUCUGGUGUUGACGGCGAUCAUCGCCGUUGUCGCCACAAAUCCACUAACAGGAAAUGCUAAAUGGCCCUGGCAAGUAGGAAAAGAAUACGUCUAUGAUGUUAACACUUACACCUGGACCAAGUUCGAGAAUAGCAACAGCAAUGGCAACGCUUUCAAGUCCCAGUUAGCGAUCCGCGUCCAGGCCCCUGGACAUCUUCUGGCUAAAUUACAAAACCCCUUACAUGCACAGAUUCAAGGAGUGAUGAAUAUCAACGAUGUUCCUUCUGAUUUGAAAUAUGAAGAUGUUCCGAAGAUCGACGAGGUUUUCGAAAUUUUUGUCGAUGGAGGUCGUGUGCUAUCUUUGAAAGUACCUUCCUCCCUGCCAUCGGACAAUGAGAACAUAAUCAAAGGUUUGAUCAGCGCACUCCAAGUCGAUUUAUCUACAUUUGGACAUGUGGACAAUUUCCCCAACAGCUUCGACAAAAAUACCUUCCAAGGUCUGUUCAAAAAAUCGGAAGCUGAUGUGACAGGCGACUGUGAAACUUUAUAUUCAGUUUCUCCGAUUUCUGUAGAAGUACGUCGUGGCUUGCAAUCAUUUGCUGAAGACCCCAUAGAGAUCACUAAAAGUAAGAAUUACGAUUCGUGCAGAAGACUUGUUGGUUUAGGCCUUGGUGUCCCAGAAGGAGCCGUUUGGAAUGGACUUGCUUAUGAAAACGAUGAAAGACAGUUCAUCAAGCAUACUACUGAAUCACGUAUUCAUGCUGGUAAACAAGGAACAAUCUACAAAUCGGAGACAUUGGACACUGUGCUUGUAAAUCCUCUCUUGUUCGGAAAACAAAAAGCUGAAGUUUACAGUUACGUUGGUCUCGUUUUGUCUUCUGUGGAGGCGAUAAGCAACACCGAAUGGGCGCAAUCGGAAAAUGUUCGAGCAGUUAAAUCACUUUUGUCGUCAGAGGGAUCUAACCCAUAUUUUAAAGUUGACCCAAAGAACAUUGAAAAUGCCCAAAAAAUUCUCCAAGAAAUCACUUUACUACUGAAUGACCCUAGCAGCUUACCCGAAAACAAUUUUUUGACUAAAUUUAAUGUUCUGGUUCGUUUUAUCAUGUAUAUGGACUACGAACAAUUAAAACAGAUGACGGAAAGCACUGAAGUCGGUAGGACCGCAAAAAAUGCAGCGAAAUAUAAAAUGUGGACUAUCUAUCGUGAUGCAGUUGCACAGGCAGGUACCCACGCGGCCUUCAAAGAGAUUAAAUCGUGGAUUUUAACUAAGAAAAUCGAAGGUGAAGAAGCUGCUCAAGUAAUCGCGUCUCUACCUGGUAGUCUUGGUUUACCAAACGAAUUAUUGAUGAAGGAAUUUUGGGAACUUGCAUUAAGCCCCGAAGUUGUGGAACAAAGGUACCUUAAUAGUUCUGCUUUACUGGCCGCUACAAAAUUUAUUCGAAAAGGAAACCAGUUUAUUGUAAGAACAGUUAUUCCUCGUCUUUCUUCUGAACUUAAGAAAGCUAUCGAAAAAGGUGAUAACAGCAAAGCUCAAAUAUAUAUUAGAUCACUGGGCAACUUAGAUCAUGCUGAUAUUUUAAAGGCUUUUGCUCCUUACCUUGAAGGCCAAGUCACCGUUACAAAGUACCUCCGUACACAAAUGGUAAUCAGUCUGAAAGCUUUGGCUAACAAAAAGAACGAACGUGUUCGCGCUGCACUCUUUAGCAUCUUGAGAAACACUGCUGAACCAUACGAAGUCAGGGUUGCUGCCGCUCUAAACAUCUUCUUAGCUUUCCCCACUGCAGAGAUGAUGCAAAUUAUGGCACACAUGACUAACGAUGACCCGAGUCUCCAAGUUCGUGGUGUAAUAGCAACUAGUAUAUCCUUUGCAGCUAAUCUCAAGGAUCCACGUUUCGCAGAGCUAGCCAAAACCGCUCAAGCUGUUUCAAAUAUAGUAUCUAAGGAGAAAUUCGGGUACCGUGCAUCUGCCGACAGUAUAAUUGAUGACUACACUUCCAGAGAUGACCUUGCCCACUUCAGGGAAUUGUCUUAUAUCGGCAGUGAAGACAGUUUUCUACCUAAGUAUCAUAGGUCAGCCUUGAGAUUACGAAACAACGGGCUGACUGAAGAAGAUUGGAUCUCUUUUUCCGUUUCUGACGUUAAAGAUCUACUCAACUACGUGCGGAACUUUUUCUAUGUUGAGGGAUUUACUUCAGAGCCCGAACUAAAAUUCUCCGCCAAGAAAGUUGCCAAAGAACUUAACAUUAAACGUGAACCUCAUGAUCCAAUUGAAGGCGCAUUAUUCAUUGAUAAUUUGAACCAACAAAGACUUUUCACUUUCGAUGAAAAAGUACUACCUGGUUUGGUUUCGGAUUAUAUCAAAAAAGUUCAAGGACUAUUCAAUCGAGAUGAGAAACAGUAUACGAAGGUGAUAAUCGGCAAACAAGUUAUUGUUACCUUCCCUCUAGCCACUGGUAUGCCUUUUGUUUACACAUACAGUGAGCCUAUUCUGUUCAACAUUGAAGGCGGCGCUGCUUCUAAACUAACCAUGGCAAGAAGUGUUUCAUUUGACUAUAAUAUUAAAUUCACAUAUUCAAGAAAUUUGGACGGCCGCGUUGGUUUCAUAGAUACUAUGAAUAAAGUGUACGCAAGUAGUGGAGUAAUCAACAAGUUACAGUAUUUUAUACCAGCCAAGUUUUCUAUAAAACCGCAGAUUAAUGACAUAACAUUUAAUAUUGAUUUUCCUAAAAAAGACGCCAACCUUGUUCACAUGAGUGUAUGUCCUUAUACAUCUCUACAAAAACUGGAUUCUGCAUUGGCAGUAUCUGACGAUCCAUCCACUAAAGUCAUUAAGCGCUCUGCUCCAGUUUUGGCUACUGACGUAAAUAUUGGGGAAUCUGCUGGUGUCAGCCUUAACCUAAAGGGUCACUCAUACUCAAACGAUUUCAAGAAAAAUAUUUUCUCUUCUGAUAUUUUGACGAACAUCCGCAACCUGCUGUACCAGAAUGAUAUUGCUUGUACGCACUUUGAAUUGAAAUACAUAGCUAAGGAAACUAAAAACAAACAAUUUACUUCGAAAUUAUUAUUUGAGACUCUAUACGAUCACAAAGGAGAUGAUGAAAUCGGGCCAGCCGAAGAAAUUAUUCAUAUCUCAGCAAAUAAUUUGAAACGUCGUAAACAAUUAGCCGAUCGCGUUGCAUCGGAAAUCGAAUAUGCUAAAGUUCGAAUUAUUGACUUCAGUGCUGUAUUUGAGGGCCAAGACAAGAAAGAGUUUGUAUUCACUGCAGCGUUAGCUAACAGUGCAGCAGACAAUAAAGUUCAAGCUAUUGUAUUUGCUAAUGUUGGCGAACAAAUUAAUGCCGUUUUCAAAAUGGUCAAGCCUAAAGUUAUUCCAAUAAAUUUCGUUAAAGCUCUAAAGAAUGAAAUUAAGAUAGAAUAUGAAGCUGACUUUAAAUAUGGAGACUCUGAAAACAUUAUUUUCAAAGGCUAUGGCCAACGAAGCAAGGUAUACACUGAAAGAUUAUCCAAUGAUCCUGUAGGAAAGCAAUGCUUGCUAGAGACCAGCAACAAGAACUUCUACCAGAAGGAUUGUUACAAAAUGAUCAUCAAGGCACACGCACCUGAUUACUUUAAGGGUACAGUGACAUAUAAAGAACUUAACCCUGUACUUUUGGACGCUAUCUACAAAAUAUACAAUGUUUUUAAACACUUUACUACUUGGGAAGAGGACGAGGAUCUAUUGAAGGCUACUGAUGAUGGUAAAGUGGAAAUCGAAGCACAAGCGUUCUACUACGACAACUACAUUAACUACAAAUUCAACACCAAAUAUGGAGAGUUCCGCAUGAACAAUGUCCAGGGCCGUUCCUACUACCCCUAUGCUAUGGCUAUCUAUGCGCCCAUUACAAAUUGGGAGCGUUCUUAUAACUGGUUCACCGGCUACCAACAUUUGCCUUUCUGUACUGUGGACGAUAACAAGAUUAGGACAUUCAGCGGCCGCAGCUAUAACUACAGUCUGACGGGUUCUUGGCACGCUGCUAUGGUCGACGAGACCGGUGAAAAUGGCAACAAACUAGUCAUCCUCGUCAGAAGACCCAGUGAUGGUGAUCAGGAGGUCUACGUUUCCUACCAUACCGUGACGGGUUACAACGUGGAGAUUCAAAUUGGCUCAAAACAAUACGAAGUGACCAGUAACGGAAGAGAAGUUAGCGACAAUUAUGUAACCAUAUAUUAUGAUGAUGUUUUGAAGAUUCCUGUCGUAGAAUAUUACUACGUAAUCGAAGACAAUUACCAAGUAUACAGCUUGAACAACGGAGCCGUCCGAUUUAUUUACGACGAUCACCGCCUUAUCAUCUUUUCUGACGAUCACCGCAGCACCACCAGGGGUCUCUGUGGACAGAGUACUUCCCAACCCAGCGACGACUACAUGACUCCAUACGGUCUGGUGGACCUCCCCGAGCACUACGGAGCUUCCUUCUCUUUGGAAGGUGAAGGCAGCGACCCUAAGACUGUGGAGCUGAAGAAGGAAGCUAAACUGAAGGCGUACCAGCCUGUCACCAAGUACACCAACAUCUUACGCUCCGACGAUGAGUGGAGCAAGAUCAGCAACGAAUCCGUUAAAGAAUUGUAAUUGAUCUGCAAUAAUAACGGACCUAAGCACGUCAUAUAGACUA